Messenger RNA from Rotaria sp. Silwood2, 567 nucleotides. Lineage: Eukaryota; Metazoa; Rotifera; Eurotatoria; Philodinida; Philodinidae. The record is from the annotation of a GenBank genome assembly.
AUGUUGGUUAUCCGGACUAUGUGGCCAGUGAUAAUGUUACCAAACUCGAAAAAGACUGCUGAUUACAAAUUCAAUUCAUCUUAUAUUCUAAAUGGUUUAACGAUCGCUCAAUUAGCAGCUAAAGACAAUUAUCGUCUUCUUCGUCAAUCUGUCGAUUGUCAGAGAUGGACUUUUCCGCCGACUAAAAUCGAGGCAGCUUAUAAUCCAUCUUUAAAUUCCAUAUGUGAGAUUCUUUUUUCUGAUCCGAAUAGAUUUUUUUCUUUCGGCUUUAUUAAUUUGUUUUGCAUUGAAGAUACCUCAAUUAUGGCGGUGAGCAUUGAUUUACUUCGAUAUGAAAAAAAACAACAAAUUUCUCAUACAGCUAUCGGAAGCACAAUGGGACAUGAAAUAACACAUGGAUUCGAUAUAAUCGGUCGACAAUAUGAUGAAAAUGGAAAUGUAGUGCCUUGGUGGAUAAAUGAAAAAAUCGAUGCUUAUAAUAAACAGAUCGAAUGUUUUAUUCAACAAUACAGUAAUUAUACAGUGCCCGGUGUCAAUCGCCAGGUUUUUCUUUUUCUUUGUAUUUGA